Dioscorea cayenensis subsp. rotundata (Guinea yam) is the source of this 2461-nucleotide messenger RNA. Its product is annotated as pentatricopeptide repeat-containing protein At5g64320, mitochondrial-like. The record is from RefSeq and is a predicted model, not a curated record. Gene Ontology annotation, molecular function: protein binding. The coding region runs from base 48 to 1748 and encodes 566 amino acids. The transcript is spliced from 2 exons. Lineage: Eukaryota; Viridiplantae; Streptophyta; Magnoliopsida; Dioscoreales; Dioscoreaceae.
GCCAUGGAUGCCCAAGCCGUGCUGCUCUCGAACCUCCUCUCUAGGGCAUGAACGCAUGGAUCCCUUCUCCCAUGGCCGCCGCCACGAGAUACGCUAUCAAAACCCUAGACCUUCUCUUCGUCGACCGCGAUUUGACCCGUCAACGGACCUCCCGCAGCCACUGCGCCGCCGCCGCCGCCGCCACAAACACCUGCGAAGACCUCAUCUGUAGACUCGCCUCCAUUGCUAAACGCUUCCCCGGACCCUUAUCUCCUCCACCUCCUCCUCCUCCCGGAGCCAAGCCCCGCCGGCGCCAUCCAUACCACUACCACGCCCUCAUGAAGGCCUUCAGCCGCGCUGGUCAGUCCGAUGAGGUCCUCCGCCUCCUCCGCGAUAUGAAGGAAUCCGGUUGCAAGCCUAACCUCUUGUGCUACACCACCGCAAUCCAUUCUCUGGUGAUCUCGAAUCGGCCUUUUGAGGCCCAAUCGCUCUUUCAAGAGAUGCUGAUGAAUGGAGUGCACCCGGACACCAUUUCCUUCAGCAUUCUCGCCAAGUCACUAGCUUUUCAUCUCAAACACUUUGAUUCAGCUCUCACUUUUCUUGGCUGCAUGGUGAAGAAUGGAUCUGAACCAGAUGUGGUCACCUAUUCCUCGUUGAUCGCUGGCUUCUGCCGUGCAGGUUUGGUUGAUGAUGCCCUCAAGAUGUUUAAGAUUAUGCAUGAAUUGAAAUGCACCCCCAAUGCACACACUUUCACUCCUAUCAUCCAGUUCUACUGCUCCAGGGGAGAAAUUAGAAUGGCCAGAUGGAUCCUGGACUAUAUGCAUGAUUACAGCAUUGUGCCUGAUGCUGUAGCCUAUAAUGUCUUUGUCCAAUCUCUAUGUCAAGCCCGGCAGUUUGAACAGGUUGAGACUUUGCUCAGGGAGAGUGAUGAGAAUGGUUGGAUGCCGGAUAGUGUUACUUAUAAUACAUAUAUAAAUGGUCUUUGCAAAGCUGGUAGAGUGGAGGAUGCAUUUGAUCAGCUGGAAGUUAUGCUUGGGAAGGGGUUCCAUCCGACUGCCGUAACUCUUAGCAUCCUCCUCAAUUUGCUGUGUAGUGAAUCCAAAGUUGUUCAGGUUAAGAGUCUGUUGGAGAAGAGUGUCCUGUUGGGAUGGUUUAUCGGCACUGAUGGAUAUAACACUGUGAUGAGUAGGCUUUCUGAGAGUGGGCAGUGGGUGGCAGCAUUGAAGCUUUUUGCUGAUAUGGUAAAGAAAGGUGUGAGCCCUGAUACACAUACUUUCAACAUUGUUAUUAAUAGUCUUUGCAAGGGUGGAAAGCUUGGCGUUGCGAAAUGCAUGGUCAGAAGCCAAGGUUUCAUCGCUGACAGUGUAACAUAUAAUAUUUUGUAUUGUGCUUUCCAAACAGCAGGGAGAAUUGAUGAAUUUCAUGACCUGUUCUCUAACAUGGGUCUCUUGCAGGAUUCAGUUACGUACAAUAUUGUGAUUGAUUACCUUUGUAGAAAAGGAAGAUAUUCUGAGGCAAUUUAUUUCCUUAGAACCCUUGAGGAUAGUUUCUCUCCUGAUGUGGUUGCACAUCUAACCUUUGGAUUGGUUAAGGGUGGGAAACUGGGGGAAGUGUUGAGCUUGUUUAGGGAUAUGUUGGACCGGGGUUUGGUUAUAGAUCAUUGUAUAUUCGAUUCUUUGAUUAAGGCCUUCUGCCUGAAGGGAUCUUGUGGAGGCAUGGGCAUAUAUAAACUUUGUGUUGUUCUUGACGUAAUGCUUGGAAUAAGGUGAUUCAUUUCAAGCUGCUGCCUUGUUUAACUUUAUGAUGAGAUGUUAAUUGAAGAGCAGGAAAUUGUGUCAGGCUGAUUUUGAGGCAGCUUUUAUGUGAGAAAUGCAAUAAACACUGAGGUGGUGUGGCUGUUGGUCUGACUGCAGAAAGUGUGUUGUAUACUUAAAAAAUAAUGGUGAGAUUAUCAGUGCCUUAUUUUCUCCUUCACGCAAAAUUUAUUCAAGAAAAAUAUGCACAUGUUUUGGCCAUUUCUUUUCGUUGGCUGAUGUACAUGUGACCGGUGGUUUUCAAGCAAUAUUGUCUCACAAAUUUUCUUCUGUAGUUACAGAUAUACGGAUUUGAUGUCUAUUGAUAAUAACACUUGAUACAUUGCACUUUUAUCCAGUGCUCAAGUCGUGUAUAGACAUUAUUUUUUGUGUGGAGAUUACAGAUGUUGAAUUUAGUAUGCGCGUUGAUUCCAAUAGGAUUUGUCUAUUGUCAUUGUCACCAAACUUUUUAAGAACCAUUGACUUGCAAUUCGAGAUGUACAAUUCUGAAUUCUGUUAACAAUUGUAACAGAAAUUGGUGUAUGUUAGUAAUUAUAUUGGAUCUGUUAAACAUGUGUUAUGCUCAUCUGUCUGCCAGAGUAGAUCUUUCAUGCCAUUGUAUUCUAGUUCCAUUCAUUUUAGAAUAUUUCAUCAAGAUUUUCUGGGGAAUAAAACAGGAGAUUUUUAAU